Messenger RNA from Pocillopora meandrina, 3288 nucleotides. The record is from the annotation of a GenBank genome assembly. NCBI's taxonomy places the organism in Eukaryota, Metazoa, Cnidaria, Anthozoa, Scleractinia, Pocilloporidae.
AUGAUGUCAGCUCAAGAAACGGCAGAUAAAUGUAAGAUCAUGUAUGCACUGUGGGUAUAAAAUUUGAAUAUUUUUGGUCUUUCAUAAAUUCAGUCGUCACUCAAAAAUUUAGAAGUUACUCAUGAUGUAAGAUUGCAAUUUUUCAUUUUUGUAGCAUGAGAUCAGCUUAUCACAUGAUCGGUGAAUAAUUCAUCAUCUGUAAAUAUAGCUAUUAAUUCUGUCCUGAGUUCAUACAAACUCUGUUUUGCCGGAUGUUUCUGGCGAAAAUGUCACCGCUUUUAGCUUGAAUACAUAUAUUCCAGUUAAGAUCAGUUAUAAUUAAUACUUCUCAGCAUAGGCUUAUGCACUGUAUGGUGUAAGCUUUCAAAUUAUUCUUUUGUUGUUGUUACUUGAAAUCAGCUGAUUACACGAUCGGCGAAGAAUACGUAUAACAUCAAUGAUUGUAAAUUUAUUAUUUGAAGGAAAAUUCAAUUUGCAAUUUGAAGAAAAAAAAAAGUUCAUGUUUUGAACAUUGUAAAUGUAUCACGAAUAAGACGAGUUUAAAGAUUUACUCUACAGCACGCACCUAUGAACAGUUACUGUCCAGUUUUAUUCAGUUCCUACUUCAAAAUUUAAUUAUGUUCAAAGUCAUGUAAAUUAUAUAUAUGAAAUCAGUUGAUCACAUGAUUGGUCAAAAAUAGAUAAUCAAUAACUGUCAUUUUAUUCUACCAGACUUUUAAUUAAAAAGGUUUCUUUUGUGUUAAUAUUUGUUUUCUAGUCCAAAAAAAAAAAGGUUGAAAUUUAAUUUGCCAGAAUUCACUAUACACACAUAUGCAAAAUUUAGUUCAGUUAUCCUUAAGACUUUGUUGCAUGGCUUAUCAAUCCUUGUUCAAACAGUUUCAGGCUCAGACUCUUUCUCUCAGGGUCAGCUGACUUAAUCCUGUGAUUUAUCAUUUGCUUGAAUCAUCAGUUUUAAUAUUAUGGUACUGAGUGAAUUGCUUAGAAAGUGCAAAUUUUUCAAUAAUGGAGAAAAAUGUUUCUUAUUUAAUGUUUACACAGUGAACAACAGCCUACCAAUUCAUUUGACAGCUUCAAAUGUACAGCAGAACCCAGAAUUUGUAAAAUUGUUAAUGUCACUGACAAGACAUCUGACAGACAGUGGCAUGUCAGUUGCUGUUCAUAAAGACAUGUUACAGGUUAGAAACGGGCCAGGCACUGCCAGUCUCAAUGCCUUUGUUUUUUAGGGCAGUUUCAGCUGUCUCACUUUAUUUGAAAUUAAUGAUGAUGAAUGGUUGCCAAUAUUGAUCUAUCCACAUGUUCAAGCCAAGAAAAUAUUACUCAACUUCACCUUACUGGAAUAAAUAGCAUUUUUUUUUUUUACUUUUACCACUGAAACAAAACCAAAAAUUGAGAUGUAUAAAUUAAACUAGUUCCUUUACAAUAAAGAAAUAAACAUCUAAUGUGCCAAUAAGGAGAAAUAUCACAAGUAACAUUUAUAAUGCACAGUCCUAUUAAGGCUUAGAAUGCUGAGAAAAAAUAAUUUUUCUUUCCUUCAAUGAACAGGCUGAGGAUGCUUUAAGAGAACAAAAAUUGAAGUACCUUCAGAUUUGGACAUUGUACUCAGAGCUAAAGGAUUUGUUGAUUGAAUAUGACAUAAAGAAACAAGAUGUUCAUCCCAGUUCAGCCACAUUACAAGUAAGAGGAUUACUUGAAAAUGAAACCUUGCUAGUUUACAUUGUUUUGUUGCAAAAUCAGGUGGAUGCCAGUGUAUUCUAUAGCUGAUUUCUAGAAAACAUUGGCCAGAGUUUCAUCCUCAUGGGUUUGAGAAGUAGAAUGGUGAUAAUAGAUAGGCACCAGUAAACUGCUAGGGAAAUGUGACAUAAAGCAGGGUACAGUGAUGUAAUCUGUGAUGAAUGUUCAUCCUGCCCAUCAAGAGUACCAGAGAAACUGAGAUAACUUCUGGCAGCUAUACAUGCAACUGAUUAAUUGAAGAUUUUUUUUCUUUUCUGUGAUUGAUAGCUUUAUGAAGCCCUGAAGGUGUCUCUUGCACAGGCAGAGGCACUUGACUACAUAGAUUUCCACCCUGAAGGAGGUGAACAAUCUGCAACAUUGCUUGGACUGAAAGCAGAACAACUACUUGCAGGAGAACAUCAGAGAAAGUCCUUACACCAAGUAAGCUUUAAGUCAUUUGUAUGAUUUUUGUUGUGGACAUUGUGCAUGUUGUGUUAAGUUUCUUUGUUUGAUCAAUUGAAUGAAUAACAUAGUUUUCUUUUUUUGCUCAGUCUUUUCAACAGAGUAUUAUUCCUGAACUUGAGACCAGGUUGAGAAGCAAGUGUGAAACUUUAGCAAGUUUUCACAAACCAACCAAACAAGCUGGUAUGAGUCACUACUUAUUUCUUGUAAAUGGACCAAGUUUGUGUUUAAUGCCAUGUUUUUAUUCAUGCAUUACUUUGGCCAUCUUUCAGAGAAUGAACAGUUGUCUUUUGCUAAAGCUACCCAGUUACCAGCAUUUCUUGAAAAUGAGAAACAGUUGUUGGACCAAGAAAAGAAGCAGUUGCAUCAUAAUCACAUGCUGAGAGACAAACAGUUUACACAAUUAUAUGAGGUUAAGUGUCUUUAUUGGUUAUUGUUCUACUUGAUGUUAACCAUAAGCCUUAGGUUGUUUACGUAUCAUAAAAAAACGUCAUUUAUAUCAGUGCCAAUAUAAUCAUGUUGCAGUCUACUGAGGAAACAUGUUUACUGUAGUUAUAAGGGUUCCUAAGGUCAGAUUCCUGUGUUGUUAAUGGUGAACUUUCAUUGAUAAUUUUUUUUUACUGUUUUUACAUGGCUUUGAGGAUAAAAAACUGACAUUAGCAUGAAAUGAAAUCAAAGUUUGGUUCUGAACCUAAGGUUUCACAUAUUGUUGAAAGACUUAGCAGCAAAAAACUAAUGAGUGAGGGAAGCCUGGGGAUGCCAAUUUGAUUGUAAGCAGCAACUUGCUCUUGCAAAAAUUCAUCACUGUUUUGUCCAGGGUUGCUUCUGGAAAAGGAAGAGAAACCAUGACAAAAUUGACUCAUGUGCUUCCAGGUCUUAGAAAUGGAUUUAGAUCAAGGGUGGUGGGUAGGGUCAGUAAAAUUACAAAUCACUUCACCAUUUCUGCCCAGCCAUUUAUGUGGACACUUUGUUUUGGUUUUAAUGCAGUCACUUCAAAUUCUACAAAAACUAAUGGCAGACCAUCAGCUGCAGUCUCAAGCAAAACAUGAUCGGGUGAUGGCAGAGUGGUUGGCUGCAAAGUGUGAUGCUAUGUGUCUGAAAGUCAGGUAUUAUUGA